Messenger RNA from Capronia epimyces CBS 606.96, 978 nucleotides. RefSeq lists its product as uncharacterized. The coding region runs from base 1 to 978 and encodes 325 amino acids. Lineage: Eukaryota; Fungi; Ascomycota; Eurotiomycetes; Chaetothyriales; Herpotrichiellaceae. Gene Ontology annotation, cellular component: cytoplasm. The transcript is spliced from 3 exons. Gene Ontology annotation, molecular function: oxidoreductase activity, acting on the CH-OH group of donors, NAD or NADP as acceptor. The record is from RefSeq and is a predicted model, not a curated record.
AUGGACGGCAUUUCGCCCCCGCUCGACCUCUCGACCGCCUUCGACGCCUCCAGUGUGCGCGGUGCCGGUGUCUUCAUCACCGGCGGUGCUUCGGGCCUGGGAGCAGCACUCGUGCGAGCCUUUGGGAAAGCCGGCGCCUACGUGACGUUCGGGGACGUGCAGGUCGACGCAGGCCAGCUGCUGGAACGGGAGAUGACUUCUCAGGGAUUGAGGGCCCGGUUCGUCCACUGCGACGUGACGUCCUUCCCAUCCCAAAGCGCGGCAUUCAGAGCCGCGCUCGACUUCCAUCCCGCGCACCAGCUCAACAUCGUGGUGCCGAACGCGGGCGUCGCUACCGGCCACGAACAGCUGCUCUCGGUCUUCCGGCCUGAGCGGUUCCCGCCGGCCUCGCUAGACACGGAUGCUCUGCCUCCCCCGUGCCCGGACCUGGCUUCUCUGCAAGUCAACCUGAUCGGCGUCAUCUACUCGGUCAGCCUGGCCAUGCAUUACUUCCGGCUGCCGGAGAUGCAGACGCAGACGCAGACACAGAUGCAGAUGCCGAUACCGACCCAGGCGCCCUCCCGCACCAGCACCAACAAAGCCAUCACCUUCGUGUCGUCCAUGGCCGGCUACACCGCCCUCCCCGGCGGCACGCUGUACAUGACGGCCAAGUUCGGCGUCCGAGGCCUGUUCCACUCGAUGCGGAAGUAUGUUGGUGCAGAGGGGGUGCGGGUCAACUUGCUGGCCCCGGGGUACAUGGAAACCGCCAUGACCGCCAACGUGCUCACCGCGCUCCAAGGGUCAGGGGUUCAACUGGCCAAACUCAGCGACGCCGUUGAUGCCGUGCUGCGCCUCUCGAUCGACCCCUCGGUCAACGGGAGGGCCAUCUGUGUGGGGGCGUCGGGAAAUCGUGAUUUGUGUGAUGAUCCGGAGGGUAUAGGCGCCUCGUUGGAGGCGGACUCGGUGAACUAUGACCAUAGGCUGUUCCGACUUGAAUAA